AUGAGUGACUUCGGCGAUGAAGGACCACCCCCCGAUGCCGAGGGCCUCGACCGGCCAGACGAGCACGAAGACGAGCUUGACGACCUACACGACGAAUUUCAAGAUCCUCAACCAGAGCACGACGCUGACACGCGCCCCAACUUGGCCGACGACUCUGACGACGAAUCGCUCCUCUCUGAAGUCGAUGAAGCCCAAUUCGCGGAUUUCGACCCCAAAGCCGUCGAGGUCGCCCCCGACUUUGACACGCUGAACAAGUCUAUCAAGGUGAAGAAGAGGAAGAGAGCCGAGGGCGAAGAACCUGCGCCAAAGAAGAAGAAAGAGCGGAGGAGGGACAAGAAGUCACGACGAGCAGAGAGUGAGGCGCUUUCGGGUGGCGACCAGGUCGAGGGCAAGAGGAGGUCGCACAAACCCAAGGCGGCCAAUGGAGAAACUCAGCGACGUGCGCAGGUGGAGAUCAACGAAGAUGACCUGACACCUGAGGAACGCAGAAGACGGGCGUUGGACAGGGCUAUGGACGCCGCGGUCAAGAGAUCGUCAGGCAAGAGGAUGAGAAAGGGCGAGAUUGACCUCGAGCAAGCGGCGGACGCAGAGAUCGAGGACUUGCGCAACCGCAUGAUAACGGCCGCCGAAACGGACGGAGAGCUGGUGCGACAAGGUUUGCCAGCCUCUCAGAAACUCAAGAUGCUGCCCGAAGUGGUGAGCCUGCUCAACCGGAACACUUACGUCCAAUCCAUCUUGGACCCAGAAAUGAAUCUCCUGGAGGCAGUACGAUUUUUCCUGGAGCCGCUGACCGACGGCAGUCUCCCGGCGUACAACAUCCAGCGCGAGUUGUUCGCCGCUCUCUCCAAGUUGCCUAUGAACAAGGAGACUCUGAUCUCUUCUGGCAUCGGCAAGGUCAUUUUGUUCUAUCGCAAAUCCAAAAAGGCCGAACCGGCAAUCAAACGACAGGCCACCAAGCUCAUGGAGGACUGGUCGCGGCCUAUUCUGGGUCGUAGCGACGACCACACGAAGAAGGUCUGGGCCACGGCGACUUAUGAUCCAACAAAGAGACGAGAGGCCGCUCCCGCCGCGAUUCCCAAGCCGAAAUCCAACCUUGCUCCUGGUGAGAGAGUGAGCAAUAGGGCCAGGGUGCAGACGAGUCAUUUGAACUUCCACAUCGUACCCCAGGUCUCGUCUACUGUGCCACAUCGCUAG
Messenger RNA from Fonsecaea multimorphosa CBS 102226, 1194 nucleotides. RefSeq lists its product as uncharacterized. Gene Ontology annotation, biological process: poly(A)+ mRNA export from nucleus. The coding region runs from base 1 to 1194 and encodes 397 amino acids. Gene Ontology annotation, cellular component: nucleus. The record is from RefSeq and is a predicted model, not a curated record. The transcript has 2 exons. NCBI's taxonomy places the organism in Eukaryota, Fungi, Ascomycota, Eurotiomycetes, Chaetothyriales, Herpotrichiellaceae.